CUUUCAUUCCAUGACUGCACUCUCACUUGCUUCUCAUACUCAACUUCUCGCCUGACUUUACUUGAUACUAUCGCAUGACCCUGCAGGUUGUCUCUUCUGGUUGUUGCUAUAGUGAACGCGAGGCCAGGUGUGCUUACAUAACCCCUUCUGCAGGUCAGGUGUAGAUCGUCAAUCCAGCCAACCCCAAGGGACCGACCUCAUCCAGCGCGGAAUUCCCCUCCAUUCACCACAGACGGGCUUUCCCAUUAUUCCAGCCCCGUCUUCUGCAGUUCUCCUUUCGUUGUUGAUCACCUUCUCCCCGCAUCAUGGCCGCCGACCUCUCCAGCUCGAGGGAGCUGUAUGAAUCUGGACUGACGGUCCACUCAGAUUCUGAGAACUAUUCGGCCAAUCAUGACAUUUCCGGAUCUCAGUCCUCCUCUUCGAGCUCUCCCCUGAUCCUUUACAAGCCCCCGACCAUCUGGAGUAUCCUGCGGGGAGCUGCCAUUAAUCUCGUUCUCCCAUUUGUGAAUGGCUUGAUGCUGGGAUUUGGAGAGUUGUUUGCACAUGAAGCAGCCUAUCGACUCGGCUGGUCCGGGACAAAGGUCUUCCCUAUGCAUCGGCGUUCGAGACCUGUCGGGCCUGGGAUCGAGGUUCGAGACAUCCCGUCGCAACGGAGGGGGACUAGGGCAGCCGGACUGAAAGAUGCUACGUCUCUAGAGUAGACCCGGACGGAGUACUAGCGGACCAUAUAGAUAUCUCAUCACGC
Messenger RNA from Aspergillus welwitschiae, 745 nucleotides. RefSeq names its product TOM13-domain-containing protein. Gene Ontology annotation, cellular component: mitochondrial outer membrane. The transcript is spliced from 3 exons. The coding region runs from base 306 to 701 and encodes 131 amino acids. The record is from RefSeq and is a predicted model, not a curated record. NCBI's taxonomy places the organism in Eukaryota, Fungi, Ascomycota, Eurotiomycetes, Eurotiales, Aspergillaceae. Gene Ontology annotation, biological process: protein insertion into mitochondrial outer membrane; mitochondrial outer membrane translocase complex assembly.